AACACUGUUGUUUUUUGUCCUUGUUUGUUUUUUUUUUAGCCGGUGGUUAGCUUAUCCUAUUCACUCCGGCAUCGGCAUCGUGGGAGAAGCAGACUAAGCCCUAAAACUGAGAAUCCCUAACGAAUCUACAGAUUCGGGAGCAUAGAUUAAUACUUAUAGUAAUUGGUCGAGAAUCGGCCUAACAGAUUUAAAUAGGAUCCCUCGCUCAGUAUACAUAUCUUAGAGACGAGAACGCAGAAAUUGGUUUACAACCGUCUCCUGAGAGAACUCUUCCUGGAGGAACACAAAGGAAUGAAUUAAAGAACAAUUUUUAUCUGACUCGCAAUUAAUUGUUUCCAAGGCAACGAGCUGUAGGUUAAAUUGGACUCGUAUAGGAGACGACAUGAAAUACAGUGGUUUUCUUUCUUUGUUGGCGUGUUCUACUAUACUAGUUAAAGCAGAUAAUAUACAAACCUUCCAAACUACUUUGGGUCACAUAAAAACAAAAACUUCAGAUAAUGUUCAACAACGGGCCGUCGAAAAUUUAAUUGGACGCAUCUUACCCAAUAGAACUUCUGAAUUUUCUAUUGUAGUCAAAUCAAAUUUUUCAGUAGAUGGAAGGGAAGCUUUUAAGAUUACAAAAGUACAUGACAAAAUCGAAAUAACGGGCACCACCGGCGUAGCAGCCUCAACUGGAUUCCAUUACUAUUUAAAGUACUAUUGUAAUGCUCACAUUUCUUGGGAAGUUUCACAGUUAAAUUUACCGGAAUCACUACCAAAGGCCGAUGUAACUAUUAUUUUAAAUGACAGAUUUCGCUAUUACCAAAAUGUCUGCACCACGAGCUACAGCUUUGUAUGGUGGGACUGGUCGCAAUGGGAGAAGCAUAUUGACUGGAUGGCCCUAAACUCUUUUAAUUUUGUGUUGGCUUUUAAUGGACAAGAGGCCAUUUGGGACCGGGUGUAUAAGAAGUUGAAUUUAUCAGAUGCCGAUAUUGACGAGCAUUUUUCUGGACCAACUUUCUUGUCCUGGUUAAGAAUGGGUAAUCUUCGUGGUUGGGGAGGUCCCUUAAGUCAAUCAUGGCACGAUAGAUCUCUUUACCUUCAGCACAAGAUCCUAGAUAGGAUGAGAGAGUUCGGGAUUAUUCCUAUUUUGCCUGCGUUUGCUGGACAUGUGCCUAGGGCAUUUGAAAGGAUAUUUCCAGAUACCAACAUGACAAAAAUGGCAAAAUGGAACAACUUUCCGGACAAAUAUUGUUGCCCGCUGUUCAUCGAUCCAACCGAGCCCCUGUUUCAAACUGUCGGAAAAUUAUUUAUUCAAGAACAAAUAGCGGAGUAUGGUACCGAUCACGUGUACAACUGUGACAGUUUCAACGAAAUGCAACCUGGAAGCAGCGAUUUGACCUAUCUGUCAAAUGUCGGUAAAAGUAUUUACGGAGCUAUGACGUCUGCUGAUCCAGAUGCCAUUUGGGUGUUGCAAGGAUGGCUCUUCUACAACGACCCGUUUUGGACAAACUCUAGUAGGGCUAAGAGUUUUUUGACAAGCGUACCUACGGGCAAAAUGAUAGUUUUGGACUUACAAUCCGAAGAGUUUCCACAAUUCACACGCCUGGAACAAUACUUUGGGCAACCCUAUAUUUGGUGUAUGCUUCAUAAUUUCGGUGGUACAAUCGCCAUGUACGGUUCGGCUGGUAUUAUAAACACAGAGGUACUUAAAGCUCGUAGCUCGGUUAACUCCACCAUGAUAGGCACAGGACUGACCAUGGAGGGCAUUAAUCAGAACUAUGUUAUUUAUGACCUCAUGACUGAACAGGCUUGGAGGAAUGAAUCCAUUGAUCUAUCAGAGUGGUUCAAAAAUUAUUCUAGGAGAAGAUAUGGAAAAGAGGAUCAGAAUGCUCAGAAAGCUUGGGAGGGAUUUUACGUUACACUGUAUAAUUUUAGUGGAACAGAGAGGAUGAGAGGGCAGUUUGCGAUAACCAGAACUCCUGGAUUAGAUAUCUACACAUGGUCUUGGUAUAAAUAUUCUGAUUUUUUCGACUCCUGGAAACUAUUCUUAAAGGCUGCAAAUAAUUUAAAAGAUAGUCCGGGAUAUUUGCAUGAUUUGGUGGACUUAACCAGACAGGUUCUGCAGGAUAAUGGAGAUAUUUAUUAUAAUAGAUUAGUGACGGCUUUUAAGGACAAAAAUAUUACCGAGUUUCAAAAAGUGGCAACGAUCUUCAGAGGUAUCUUCUUGGAUCUCGAAUCUAUUCUAGCCACAAACGAGGACUUUCUAUUGGGUAGGUGGUUGGACGCAGCCAAAAAAUGUGCUAAUGGCAGCAGCGAGGAAAAACUCUUUGAAUACGAUGCAAGGAACCAAAUUACUUUAUGGGGACCGUAUGGAGAAAUAAUAAAUUAUGCCAUAAAACAAUGGUCUGGUAUGGUAAAAGAUUUCUUGUAUCCACGGUGGGAUGAGUUUAUUUUUGCCAUGAAUUUGAGUCUGGUUUAUAAAGUGGAAUUUGACGAAACUCUGGAAAAAAAUUUAAUAUUCGUUCUUUAUGAGGAACCAUUUGUGUUUUCUAGGAAAAACUACACCAUAGAACCGGAAGGUGAUACGAUCUCUAUAGCUCAGGCCAUUGCAAACAGGGACUGGUAUACAGACGUUCAAUAUGUUCCAAAAUUGAAGGUGAUACCUGUGAGAAAUAGGAGAGUUUAUAAACAAAGUGAAAAGUUCAAUGAAUAUACAGAUGAAGAGAUGCUCAAGAUGCGCAGGCAGUUAUCAAGAAUUAGAAAUAUUGAUAAAUUGAGAAAAUAUUUUUAUUCGUAGUAAAAAUUAUGAAAUGAUUUAUAUUGUGAAAUGAAAAUCUUUUCCAAAUGAAAUAUAGUUUUAUUUUUGUUAUAGCAAGAUGAGUUUCCUGGUCUGAUAAUGUCUUUAUAGACAAAAUAUGUAACCAAUAAAAAUUCAUUUUUGUACUAUACUGUA
This is a messenger RNA of Anthonomus grandis grandis, 2935 nucleotides long. Its product is annotated as alpha-N-acetylglucosaminidase. The transcript has 17 exons. The record is from RefSeq and is a predicted model, not a curated record. NCBI's taxonomy places the organism in Eukaryota, Metazoa, Arthropoda, Insecta, Coleoptera, Curculionidae. The coding region runs from base 383 to 2779 and encodes 798 amino acids.